This is a messenger RNA of Epithele typhae, 387 nucleotides long. RefSeq lists its product as uncharacterized. Gene Ontology annotation, biological process: RNA processing. Gene Ontology annotation, molecular function: mRNA binding. The annotation marks the transcript as partial. The record is from RefSeq and is a predicted model, not a curated record. Lineage: Eukaryota; Fungi; Basidiomycota; Agaricomycetes; Polyporales; Epitheliaceae. Gene Ontology annotation, cellular component: nucleus. The transcript has 3 exons.
GUCGAGUUUUACUUCGCCGACUCGAACCUGCCCUUUGAUAAGUUCAUGUGGACGCUCCACACAGCUAAUGCCGAGCACUGGGUACCCGUCAAGACCGUCGCAUCCUUCAAGCGUAUGCGCGAGUUCCAUUCUCUGGGUGAUGAGUGGCUACUCGAUGCGCUUCGCAAGAGCGAGGAGCUGGAAAUCGACGAAAAAAGCGAAAAUAUCCGCCGCCGCACCGAAGUGCAGCCACCGAAGGACCAGUUCGAACGCAGUGUGUACGCGAAAGGCUUUGGCAAGGAGGACCCGACGCUGCAGAAGAAGCUCGAGGACUUUUUCAACAAGUACGGGCGGACGAACGCGGUGCGCAUGCGGCGAAUUGACAACACGAAGGAGUUCAAGGUUCGU